CAUACGUCACGCCGUCGCCAUCCAAACACCACGGGGAACUUUACAUGAAGUGAAUGGGCUGCUAGCCUGCCGCCGUCUUUUUCCCCGUUCAUCACCGACCGCUCGUAUAAUUCUUUUCACCAAAAUGGCCGGUUGUGUUACAGCGUGCAGUUAGUUGUGUGUACUCCGUCGUGUGCGUUUGAAGCAUGCUCCUCUUUCAGCUACCAGAGGAUGUUUUGUAUCACAUACUGUCUUAUUUGGACUGUCAAACACUGAGUCGUCUCUCUCAGGUUUCUAAAGUCAUUUGGCACAUUGUAAGCCGUGAUGUGGUGUGGAAGAAGAUCGCCAAAGGCUUGUUAAAUACUGGAAUUACUCGAUACUGGACAGACAUUUAUCCCCAUAUCCUGCUUAAGGAGCGAGUGAAGAUUGCUCAAAACUGGUGCCAUGGAGUGUGUAAAAGGACUACGCCUUUGAAAUGGAAACCAAAAUUGUUGCCGUGGUUGCAGCUGGAUGGGGACACACUAUUUUUGUCUCAAGCUGGCGAAAUUCAAGCCUACCCUCUGCGCCAAGACUGCAAGAAGAUUUGGCGUAAGCCAAUCAAAAUCUACUCUGGCCACCGGGCAGACGUCUGCAGAUUUGUUCUCACGGACACGCACCUCAUCAGUGGUGGAAGUGAUGGCAAGAUUGUGGUCCACAGUAGAAGAAGUGAGAGCCCAAGGAAGUUAUUUGGUCAUAAUCAGGAAGUCAACUGCAUUGACUCCAAAAACCAACUCAUCAUCAGUGGAUCUAGAGAUCAAACAACCAAGAUCUGGACAUUGGCCUCCAGCUGCCCCCGAGACAGCAUUCCCCUGUAUGACAGAGUCUGGUCUGUUGCAAUUAACCCGACACUAAGCUCCUUUGUAACGGGUACGGCUUGUUGUGAGAACCUCUCCCCUCUUCGCAUCUGGGACGUUGAACGGUCCGAGUGUAUGGGCAGUCUGGGUUCAGAGUUCCGUCGAGGGGCCGGUGUGUUGGAUAUGCUGUUUGAGAGCCCUUUUCACCUCUUCACCUGUGGCUACGACACAUUUAUUCGACUCUGGGAUCUUCGCCUAAGUCGGCGGAAGAACGUCAUGGAGUGGGAGGAACCCCACGACAGCGCCUUAUACUGCAUGCAAACGGACGGAAAUCACAUGAUAGCCAGCGGGUCCUCCUACUAUGGUGUCGUUCGACUCUGGGACAAAAGGCAAACUCAAUGCUUACAGUUUUUCCAGUUGAGCUCGGACCUUGUGAGCAGCCCAGUGUACUGCCUGCGUUUCAGCAACUCUCACCUCUAUGCAGCCCUGGCAACUGCACUCCACUCAUUAGACUUCAGACACAACGUCAUCACCAUCAGAUGACACCAAAUAAAGCGUCCACUUUAAACUUC
This is a messenger RNA of Syngnathus acus (greater pipefish), 1384 nucleotides long. RefSeq names its product F-box and WD repeat domain containing 4 (gene fbxw4). Gene Ontology annotation, biological process: SCF-dependent proteasomal ubiquitin-dependent protein catabolic process. NCBI's taxonomy places the organism in Eukaryota, Metazoa, Chordata, Actinopteri, Syngnathiformes, Syngnathidae. Gene Ontology annotation, cellular component: SCF ubiquitin ligase complex. Gene Ontology annotation, molecular function: protein binding. The record is from RefSeq and is a predicted model, not a curated record. The transcript is spliced from 9 exons. The coding region runs from base 186 to 1355 and encodes 389 amino acids.